Molecule: messenger RNA, 702 nt
Organism: Eimeria tenella
Lineage: Eukaryota; Apicomplexa; Conoidasida; Eucoccidiorida; Eimeriidae
Exons: 2
Coding region: 1-702 (233 amino acids)
Source: RefSeq, a predicted model, not a curated record
AUGGUAGACCUCACAAAGAGCUCUGAGAGCUCUGGGGAGGAAGAGGGCCCCCAAAGUGUCAGGGCUGCACCUAAACGGGGGCCCCCGGCGAGGGCCCGGGGGGCCCCCCGGGGGGGCCCCUCCAAGCCAAGGGGGGGCCCUCAGGAGGGGCCCCCGCUGUCUGCUGCAGUUUAUUCUGUCGAUGAGUCCUCUUUGGCCUCGGAGGAGACUGCAGCAGACGAGGGGCCCCCUGGGCUUCUUGGGGCCCCUCCCCAGAAGCGGGGGCCCCCCGUGGAACUCUUUGGGUGCCCCGAGGAUGAAGAGAAUCUGCAGCCUUCGGGGCCCUCUACAGCCUCUAGGGGCCCCCCGGACCCUCUUGGGGGCCCCCCUUUAGUACCCUCGGGGGGCCCUCCGUGCUGCUUAUCUUUAGAGGGCAGCACUUCUCCUAAACCCGCAAACAAAAGAAAACCCCAAAAGAGGCACAGGGGGCCCCCCAGGGGCCCCGUCGAGACGCCCACAAGUGACCCCCAGGAGGCCCCCCAGGGGGCCCCCGAGGAGGCCCCCCUUUGGGGCCCCCAGGGGGCCCCAAAGGGGGCCCCCCUUGGAAGGCUUGAAGAGGAUGCCGCGGCUGGAAAAAUGAAGGGGGCCCCCCCUCUACUGGUGCGAAUGGAGGGGGGCCCCCCUCCAGUGGUGAGUGUGCUGGUGAAGAAAGCCCCGUUUUAG